Molecule: messenger RNA, 1365 nt
Organism: Diaporthe citri
Lineage: Eukaryota; Fungi; Ascomycota; Sordariomycetes; Diaporthales; Diaporthaceae
Exons: 5
Coding region: 1-1365 (454 amino acids)
Biological process (GO): glucan catabolic process
Molecular function (GO): hydrolase activity, hydrolyzing O-glycosyl compounds
Source: RefSeq, a predicted model, not a curated record
AUGGCCUUUCGAAGGUUCUUGACUGCGACACUACUCCUUGCUGGGUCUGCCUACGGAGAUCAUGAGCUUGGAGAGAACGAGGACCUUGCUGGGUCCAGUGACUCAGACACAGCCAACCUCAAAACCGUGGACGAUGUGUCCCGCCAAGAAGGCAAGGCCAAAUUUGUUGGCUUAAACAUCUGUGGCUUCGAUUUCGGAUGCAAUCAAAAGGGUUUCUGCGACCUAAGCAAGAUCGACGCACCACUGCCCAAUGUCGCCCCGGCAUACACCGACCCAGACGACCCCCUCCACAACGGCACCGCCCAGAUGGCCCAUUUCGUCACAAACCACAACUUCAAUAUCUUCCGCCUCCCCGUCUCCUGGCAGUACCUCGUCAACAACGACCUCGGCGGGCCCCUCGACCCGACCAACUUCGGCCACUACGACCAGCUUGUCCGCGGGUGCCUCGCGACCGGCGCGUACUGCAUGAUCGACCUACACAACUACGCGCGGUGGGACGGCAAGAGGAUCGGGGAGGGCGACGGCCCGUCGGUCGCCCAGUUCGCAGACCUCUGGGGCCGGGUCGCGGCCAAGUACAGAGACGAAGACAGGGUUUGGUUCGGGGCCAUGAACGAGCCUUACGACCUGCGCUCGCUCCCGGAGUGGAAGGGUGCUGUGCAGGCGGCCGUCACGGCGAUAAGAGGGGCCGGUGCCGCGACGCAGCUCGUCUCCCUUCCGGGCGGGGGUCACCAGUCGCCGGGCUACCUCAUCGCCAAGGGCGACGGGGAUGUCCUGAAGCAGGUGACCAACCCGGAUGGGACGGCUGAUAACCUCGUGUUCGACGUGCAUCUGUACCUCGAUGCUGACGGCUCCGGGACGAGCAGGAAGUGCGUCACGAGCGGCAUUGAGGAGCACUGGGCGCCGCUGGCCAAGUGGCUGCGGGAAAACGCGAGGCAGGCGGUCGUGACUGAGACUGGGGGUGGCGACACACCCUCUUGCGAGAAGUAUCUCUGUCAGCAGCUGAGAUAUCUGGACAACAACUCGGAUGUCUUCCUGGGAUACGUGGUCUGGGCGGCUGGGUCUUUCAAGCCGUCGUACGAAUUAUCAAUGACACCGUCUGUCAAGGGCGGCUAUUGGGAGGAUGUUCCCCUGCUCACUCGGUGCGUGAUGCGCUUCUCCAUCGCCGCUAUUACCGCUGCCAUUAUGGCCACUGCCAUCGCACUUCCAACUCCGGAUGCUGAGAAACCAGCUGAGCUCGCCGCUCGCUGCAAUGACAGAUACAGAGAGUGUAUCAAGCUCUGUGACGGAUUUCAAGCAGGUCCCGGUGGAGGCAUCUCGAUGGCUGGGAUUUGCAAGGUCUCGUGCCAAAUUCAGUCUGGCUGUUAG